This is a messenger RNA of Moesziomyces aphidis, 1026 nucleotides long. Lineage: Eukaryota; Fungi; Basidiomycota; Ustilaginomycetes; Ustilaginales; Ustilaginaceae. The record is from the annotation of a GenBank genome assembly.
AUGCUCUCGAUGAAGCUCUUUGUUGUGCCGGCUACCGUGGUUUUGGCGUGCCUCUGCAAAGCGGCAGCGUACAAACUUGACGCGGAAGACGGGCAGGCGGAGAUUGGGGCCUACCAUAUCCAGCCUGGUCGGUGUGCCGGCGUAGAGCAGCGUCUAGGCCACACCAAGUACAGCCAGUACUACCACUGGAGUCCGUUCCACACAUCGUUCACCGAGCUGGGCUACGGGAACGAUGUGGAGCAGAUGGACUCUACAGCGCUGUGCGCCAACAAUCCCGCACUGACCGAGGGCUACGGCGGAGGGUUCGACAAGAUGCGCAUCUACCUCGUGUACGGACGCUGCGUGUACGGUACCCAAGACAUGAAGGUCAUGUGCGGAACCAUCACCGAGCAAGGUCGGCCCUCACACAACAUUCUUAACGUCGUUCAAGCCUCGUGCCCCGUCGGAACGCGGUGCAAGAACCUGUGUGCAACAAUGCAGGAUCCCUCGCUCACGAGCAAGUUUGCAGUCAAGCAGGUCCAGCUCGCUCAGUGCAUGCCCAUCCCUCAGUGGAACAAGCUCACCAAUAUGUACAGGCCGAAAGCUUCGCCCCUGCCGAAUGCAAAUCAGGCAGCGACUGCCGCAAGCCCGAAGAUCGAUCCCAAGGUCGUGGAUAAGGUUCCGACUGGAAACCCAACCGUGGAUCCGGUACACGUCGACAACGACGGCACGAUUCCUGGACGCGUUGUUUCGCCCUCGACACCUUCCACCAGCGACAUUGAUGCGGCCCUCCUGAAAGCGGCGAACGACAAAGAAGCCUACUCUGGCGAGAGGCUCGUCACGAAGCAGCCCGACGGCCAAAAGCCCGUUGCCGCGCAGCCGACAAAGGGAGACUCCGACCUGCCCACUGGCGGCCCUCAAUUCGUCCCCGCAGCUGCCAAUGCUCCAGUCGAGCCGCAGACGAACGGCCACAAGUUGGAACACCAGCAGGCUCCGACCAGGAUGGGCUUCCGCAAGCGUUCUUUAUCUGGCGCGCUCAACUCCUGA